UCCGCCACUAGUGACCAUGAACAAGAAGAAGGCAUGCACGGAGUGUAGGCAACAAAAGGCUAAAUGCGAUGCAUAUCUGAACCCAAGCGAUGCUUGUUCCCGAUGUAAACGAAUUGGGUUGCAAUGCACGAUUUCCGAUCCCUUCAAGAGGGAGAACAAACGCCAAUUAUCAGAGCUCGAGAAAGAGACAGACACCUUACGCAAGCGGCUUAUGACAGAAGACUAUCGAUCAAGUGUCAUCGACGGGCCCGAGCCCGUGCAAACAGAGCGCCACGACCACUCUAAUAUACCUUCUCAUCCUGAAGCUUCGACAGCGAGAUACUACCGUGUGUCCAGUGCAGCAUCCCCUUCUCAAAGUCUUGGCUCGGUAUCUCUUGCCACUCCUACUCAUGCAACUAGAACUGCAGCCUUAGAUGGUCAAGCACUAACGACAACCCCUCGAACUCUGGAUGGAGUGACCGUCUCAGCCAAUGACAUCAAUGGUAUUUUCGAAUUGUACUUCCAAGAGUACUCACCGUACCUGCCUAUUCUUGAGUCCAGGCCAUCACCCAAUGCGUGUUAUAACCAAUCGCCUAUACUGUUCUGGAUCAUUAUUGGAACUGCUUGCAGAAGCUACUCGAAAAACCCAACUCUUCUGAGCGCACUCGCAAAAGGUAUUACCAAUCUAACAUUACAAUCUGUGAUCACCACUAGGUCACCCUUACAGCGUGUCCAGGCGUUUCUCUUACUGGUCACAUGGCCUCUUCCCGACGCUGUUGAAACCAAUCAGCAAGAAAUCAACUAUGUAUUCGCUGGUCUCUUGCUGCAUCUGGCGCAAAGAAGUGGCCUACAUGUGCCUGCUGGCUCUGAUGAGUUCUUCCGGGCCAUGACGCCUAAUCUUCCAGACAUAAGCAUAGCUCGUCGAACAGAGCUGUGGACGUAUAUUGUAAUGACUUACCAAAGGACCUGCAUGUGCAAAGGUUUCUUAGCGCGCACUUCCUUCGAUAUCUCUCCUGAGAUGAGUCAGAGCCAAAGUCGACAGCAAACACUUUCCUCGGCUCUCAAGCUGCGUCUCAAAUGGCAGGAUCUAUGUGUACAAUGCGGGUCCGCAGUGUCAGAGAACGGAAUGCGCCACUUGACGCCAGAUCAAAAUCGCGCUCUGUCAAUUAUUAUCAGGACGUACGAUACCCAGAUCAAGGAUCUAGAACGAACUGCUGCAGAUGGUGAGUACCGUACAGAUACAUCGUCUGAUGAGACUACCACGAUACAGUAUGUCACAUGUACUCACGUUUGCUANGACUCUGAUCGACUCGAAUGUAACAUCGCUCAGCUUUACAUCCGAAGUUUUUACUUCCUGAAACAAGAUAAAACAUCCUACGCUUCAAGCUUCGACAAGAUUCAGCAAGUUGCUCGCCAGGUCAUUGCCAAGGUGGAGAGGCUCACGCAUAGUGUCACGGAUCCUCUGUCGAUACCAAUCUACAUCGUGAACGCUCUUCUCUUUGCCUCCUACGCACUCCUCCGCAUUCUGAAGUCAUCCAUCCCUUUUCUCUCNGGNGAGAGCGAAGAAGCAAGAUCGUCGCUCUUUGCUGCUAUCGGCCUUAUGAAGGGCUAUUCAAUGGACCAGAACGACAUGUAUUCUAAAUCAUACAUGUGUCUAACACAACUCUGGAACAGUCCGAGAGCUUUCAAGAAAGCUGACGGAAGCGAUAUGUUAGAGCUAAGAGCAAGAAGUCGACUCAAUGGUAGCCAUGUCAUAGACGCUAUCCUGUGGUGGAGAGAAGAGAAUGAUUUGCACUUCAGAAAACAGAUGCAGACCUUGAAAAACAGCGCCUUAGAUCCAUUAAGACAGGGCGCUCCGUCUGACCUAGCAGCUGAAACCGAGCAACAAUCAAGAACAAUGGACUUUGGAGAUACAUCCUUGUUCGAUUUCGAUUACUUCAUGGGGAGUGAUCUCUCUCUACCGCUAGAUCUCUUGAACUUUCCAGGUCUAGAUACUAUGGGAACGAGCAAUAUACAAAUA
Messenger RNA from Aureobasidium musti, 1999 nucleotides. The record is from the annotation of a GenBank genome assembly. Lineage: Eukaryota; Fungi; Ascomycota; Dothideomycetes; Dothideales; Saccotheciaceae.